Molecule: messenger RNA, 1215 nt
Organism: Pediculus humanus corporis (human body louse)
Lineage: Eukaryota; Metazoa; Arthropoda; Insecta; Psocodea; Pediculidae
Product: phosphatidylcholine transfer protein, putative
Exons: 2
Coding region: 1-1215 (404 amino acids)
Molecular function (GO): lipid binding
Source: RefSeq, a predicted model, not a curated record
AUGACCCUUUUUAGGAUUAUUGUGAGGAAUAUUGAUUCAUUUAAUAUGUCACGCCUAAGAUUACCUAAACUUCAUCAGUUUUUAAAAGCUAAUUCAGGUGAAAUUCGAGAAAACUGCCUUAGAAAUUGUGAAUAUUUAGUAGCUUAUAAAUUAAGGAGAGGACAACAAGUUUUAAGUUUAUACAAAAAACUAUGGGGAGACAUGUAUUUCAAGCAAAUGUUUGAUCAUUUAAAGGAAAAAUUACAAAAGCAGUUUAUUGAAAGGAAAAAAUUAUUAACAUUAGCUGGAAGCAUGUUAUUGUUUGACUGGAAUAAAAAUAGAAUAGAUGAAAAAUAUAUGAGGUCUCAUUACCUAGACCUAGAAUAUAUAAAAUAUUUAACAAAUCUUACCAUCACUUGUAGUGUUUGUCAUAAACGAUUGGUAAUCGAUAGCCCUAGCCCUAAUGUAGAUUAUUGUAGUUGCAAUGGAACUAAACCCGUUUAUAAUAAAAAAGUCGGAACGUGUCCGUGGGUGCCAUUUUUGGAACGACAAGACUUGUUGGUAUGGCGAAAAGAACAAGAUCACAAUCCUGGAAUGUAUGAAUACAAGGUAUAUGGUUUUUAUGAAGAAAUAAGAGCGGAUAUGUUCUUGCAAGUUCAAUUAGAUAUAGAAUAUCGAAAGACUUGGGAUCUAACAGCAGUAGAAAUAAAGCUAGUAGAUUCGGAUCCUUAUUCAAAUAGUAAUGUUCUCUAUUGGGAAAUGCAGUGGCCAAAGUUUUUUGCAAAUAGAGAUUAUGUUUUUAAUAGACGAUACAUAAUAGAUCCGGUUGAAAAAGUCAUGGUCAUAACGAAUCACAUAACGGAACAUCCUAGUGCUCCGGAAAGUUCACAAAAAUUUCGCGUGAAAGACUAUAAAUGCACUAUGGUUAUAAGACCGGUAACAACGUUCGACAAACCAGGAGUCAAAUUUUGUAUGACGUAUUUUGAUAAUCCGGGAUUAACAAUACCUGGUCCCAUUCAAACUUGGGUUGCUACCUCUGCAAUGCCUGAUUUUUUAACUCGACUUCGUUCGGCGUCCAAGAGAUAUACCGUAAAUCCGGAUAAAAGAAAUUCUGGCGGAGAUGAACCAUGUCAAGAAGGAUUUUUUAAAAAUUUUUCAAUAAAACAAAACACAUCAAAUUAUUUGCAAAAAACAGCAUGGGUUAAUCAUUUUAAAAGUUAUUUUUUGUCAUCUUGA